Messenger RNA from Strongyloides ratti, 1791 nucleotides. RefSeq names its product FCH domain and SH3 domain-containing protein. The record is from RefSeq and is a predicted model, not a curated record. The transcript is spliced from 5 exons. Gene Ontology annotation, molecular function: protein binding; phospholipid binding. Gene Ontology annotation, cellular component: cytoplasm; endosome; plasma membrane. The coding region runs from base 1 to 1791 and encodes 596 amino acids. Gene Ontology annotation, biological process: plasma membrane tubulation; cytoskeleton organization; regulation of endocytosis. Lineage: Eukaryota; Metazoa; Nematoda; Chromadorea; Rhabditida; Strongyloididae.
AUGGGUCGGACGUUACAAUCUACAAUAGUACCAACAUCUAAUUUUGUAUCAUCACGCUCACAUUUUUCACGUUUCAAUAUAGCUGCAUUAUUGAUAACAAAUCAUAAAAUUGUUAAAAGAAAUACUUUAAAAAAGUCAUAUUUAAAAGAAAAUCAAAAAGGUGAAAAUACAGAAAUUGGUGAAAGGAUGUCAACUUUAAGUAUAUCAAAUCCACCAUUUACAACUUUCUAUGAUAUAGGAGGUUAUAAACCAAAUAUUAAACGGAUUAAAGAUGGUAUGGAUCAGUUGGAGGAAUUUAUAAAAAUGAUAAAAGAAAGAAUUGAAUUAGAAAAUAAGUAUAUAAAAAUGUUACAAAUAUGGAAUUCUAAAUGGACUGGAUAUGUAGAUAAAGAUAUUACGGAAGGAACGUUAAAAAAUGGUUUCAAUGGUAUACUUGAAGAAAGUAAAGAGUUAUCAAAAGUUCAUUAUGAUAUGAAAGAAAGAUUUGGAGAUGAAAUUGUUAAAACAAUUGCACUUUUUAAAAAAGAAAAUCAUCAUUCAUCAACAUUUCGCGGAAUUAAAGAAAUUCGUGAAGUUGAAGAAGGUUUUGAAAAGGCUCAAAGAAACUGGAAAAAAUUAUAUGAAAAAGUUGAAUCAGCUAAAAAGAAUUAUCAUAAUGCUUGUAAACAACAAAAAUCAGCCAAUCAAGUUUUACAGGCACAACAAAAUGAUACUUCAUUGUCAUCUGAUUAUGUUGAUAAAGCACGAGAAAGACUAAUGAGGUGUCAAGAAGAUGUACAGAAGUACAAAGGAAUUUAUGAAAAAAAUUUAAAAGAAAUUUCAGAUUACAGAAGUGUUUACCUGGAAAAUAUGCAAUUUGUUUUUGAAAAAUGUCAAGGAAUGGAAUUGAAAAGGAUGAAAUUUAUAAAUGAAAUGUUAAGUGGAACACAAAAGAUCUUGGUAGAUCUUGUUAAUCCAAGGAAAUUAGUUCAAAUACAUGAAAAACUUGAAAAUACAUUUAGUAAUAAUACUACUGAUGUAUUUAAUCAAGAUCUUAAAGAAUGGUCAACCAAGUAUGGUCCUGAUUGUAUUCAUCAAUGGCCAACAUAUGAAGAAUAUAAACCUGAAUUACGACAAAUAUCAUCUAAACGCGAUACACAAAAAGAGAAUGCAGGAGUUAUUCUAACAAAAAAAAUUACUAAAGAUGAUGAAGUUAAUGUGCGAAUUCGCGAUAAAACAAAUAAUACAGUGAAAGAUAAUACUACAAUAAGACAUUCCUCUGCUGAAUUAACUACAUCAAAUGACUACUCGUGCUCAUUUAAAUCUCCUGAAAAUAAUCGUAUAAGCGAACAAAGAAAUAGAUUGUGUAAAAGUGAAUAUAUAUUAAAUGAAGAAAAUAAAUCACCAAAAAGUCCAAGAAGUAAAAUUUCUUCUCCAAAAAUAAAUAAACAAAAUUUAAAUAAAUCACCUUUCAAGGAUCCAUUUCCUAUGCCAACUCCUGAAAGGACAACUAAUAUUGAACAAAAAAGUGAAAUAACUUCACAUACACCUACUAAUUUCAAUGAUAACGGAUCAAUAAAUUCUUUAUCUACCCAGGAAAUGCAUUUUCGUUACACAGCAAAAGUUCUUUAUGACUACACACCAAUUGAAGAUGAUGAAAUUCCAUUAAUAAAAGGGGAAACUCUAGAAGUUCUUUCAGGACCUGAUGAUUUAGGUUGGUGUUACGGUGAAAAAAAUGGUUCCUCUGGCUUAUUUCCCCACAGUUAUGUGAUAAAAUUUCGAAAUACAACAUUAGAAUCUGCAGUAAAAUAA